GACUGAUGAUGAUUUUCUCAAAGAGCCUCGCGAUCGGGAAGGACGCACUGUCCCCCCUCACUUAUCAGUCUGAACACUUGCAAAUAUAUAUAGGAAUUAACUUUUUUCCUUUGCUCACACAGACGGGCACGUAGUGGCGGAUAGGAGAUGGUUUUGCAGCAUUCGCCCAGCUAGCGACGAGCUUUUGUUCUUUGAUAACAUCAGCGAGCUGCAGUCCCUGUAUACUGAACUGACUUCUGACAACAAUAAACACACGCAUCACAAAGACACGGGUACUCAAGUUGAAUAUGGACUACGAAAGACCCAACGUAGAGACCAUCAAGUGUGUUGUUGUUGGAGACAAUGCGGUGGGGAAGACUCGCCUUAUUUGUGCCCGGGCCUGCAACACUACCCUGACCCAGUACCAACUGUUGGCCACCCAUGUACCCACCGUCUGGGCCAUCGACCAGUACAGAGUCUGUCAAGAGGUCUUAGAACGUUCCAGAGACGUUGUGGAUGAUGUAAGUGUGUCCCUCCGGCUAUGGGACACCUUUGGAGAUCAUCACAAAGACAGACGCUUCGCCUAUGGGAGGUCUGACGUCGUGGUUCUCUGCUUUUCCAUCGCCAAUCCCAACUCCCUACACCAUGUUAAAACCAUGUGGUACCUCGAGAUCAAGCACUUCUGUCCACGCACACCUGUCAUCUUGGUUGGUUGCCAGUUGGACUUGCGCUACGCUGAUCUGGAAGCAGUCAAUCGAGCAAGGCGACCAUUAUCAAGACCCAUUAAACCAGGAGAUAUUUUGCCUCCAGAGAGUGGAAGGGAGGUCGCCAAAGAGCUUGGCAUCCCAUACUAUGAGACAAGCGUUUUCGACCAGUUUGGCAUCAAGGAUAUCUUUGAUAAUGCCAUCCGAGCUGCCCUCAUCUCCAGACGUCACCUACAAUUCUGGAAGUCCCACCUGAGGAAGGUCCAAAAGCCACUGCUGCAGGCACCAUUUUUGCCACCCAAAGCCCCUCCACCACUUAUUAAGAUCCCAGAGUGCCCAACCAAAAACAGGGAUGGCCCGAGGCAGCUUCUUGAGAGCCCCCUGUGCGUUGAUGUUAUGUUUGUCAUUCAGGAACACAUCCAAUUGUUUGCCCACAGGAUCUACCUGUCUACCUCAUCCUCCAAAUUCUUCGACCUCUUUCAGAUGGAUUUCUCCGAUGAGUCCCAGUGCGUGGUGGUAACUGAGCGUCACGGGCGGGAUCAACUGAUGCGCACACUAAGCCUGGACACGGAUGAGGACGUCACCGUUCUCCCAAAUCUUUCGCCUUGCUCGCUCAGGGCCUCCAAGAGUGAUGGAACCCUCAAGAUGAUGAGUUCUAGUGGAAUGAACUGGUGCACCAAGCUGUCCCUGGCCUCUUGGAGCAAGGCCUUCCAUAGCAUCCACAAGGAGAAUGUGAUCAACCCGGUCACAGGUGCGCCAGCUCUAAUGACUAUCGUCAAGAUGGAUCAUUCCAUCCACCAUGGACCGUUCAGCGCUGUCCUACGCUUCCUCUACACUGGUGAGCUGGAUGAGAAGGAGAAGGACCUGAUGAAAAUCGCCCAGAUUGCAGAGAUCCUAGAAGUGUUUGAUCUUAGGAUGAUGGUGGAGAACAUCAUGAACAAUGAAAGCUUCAUGAAUCAAGAGAUCACAAAAGCAUUCCAUGUGAGAAAGGCCAACCGAAUCAAAGAGUGUCUCACCAAGAAUAACUUCACAGAUGUGGUGUUCAGGUUGGACGAUGGCACCAUUAACGCCCACAAACCACUGCUGAUCUCUAGCUGUGACUGGAUGGCUGCUUUAUUUGGGGGUUCUUUCAUGGAGAGUGCAAAUGACGAGGUCUCAUUCCCCAACACCAGCAAGGUAUGUAUGCAGGCAGUGCUGGAGUAUCUCUACACCAAUCAGCUGUCGCCCAUGGCAGACCUGGACCCAAUGGAGCUAAUCGCCCUGGCCAACAGACUGUGCCUUCCACGGCUCAUCGCCCUGACAGAGCAAUACGCUGUGAGCGAGUUAUUAAAAGCAUCUAAAGAUGGACAGGAUAUCGAUGGAGAGGUACUCACCUAUCUAGAGCUUGCUCAGUUCCAUAAUGCUAAUCAACUUGCUGCCUGGUGUUUACACCACAUCUGCACCCAUUACAACAGGAUAUGUGCCAAUUACCGCAAAGAGAUCAAGGCAAAAUCAGCAGCAGAAAACCAGGAAUAUUUUGAGAAGCACCGCUGGCCUCCGGUCUGGUAUCUGAAAGAGGAAGAUCACUAUCAGCGGGUGAAGAAGGAGAGAGAGAAGGAGGAUGUGGUGUUGAAUAAACAUCACUCUCGAUGGCGCUGGUGUUUCUGGAGCACGUCCCCUGCUGUUGCUUGAGUCUGUAACCUCUUGUUUUAUUUUAAAAGCUCUUAUUUUCUUCUUUUUUUUCUGUUUUGCUAGGAUAAAAACAGGCCACUAUAAAUGAGCUUUUGGUUUGAAGCACAAUCUCAAUGUCCAAUCAAUGCUGGCCAUCAAAUCUGUGGAGGUGACGUAGGCCUAUUUUGUUAUGGUGUAGUAUUUGUUUUAAUAAUAGAACUGAGGUGUUGGACUUAGUUGUGAUCUGACUGUGUUAGAAGCAUAAGAAUUACUUAAAACACUAAGAGGAUUAGGGAGUGAUUUCUCCUGUCUUUCCUUUUUCACUUAGGUGCUAUAUAGUGUAUAUUUGCUUUAACACAUUUGAAACUGUGAAAUGAAAUCAUCAAAGUGGAAAAUGCUCAUUAUGCCGCUAAUUCUGAGCACAUGCAUUCAUUUGCAAAAUUUGCAAUGUACAAUUCAGAGUUCCGGCAAAUUUCGGGUAAUGUGGUAAGCUUGUUUAUUGGAUAACCUGUGAGCAAAAAUUAAGAGCACUUGAGGAUUGGGCUUGCUGUAAAUUGUAAUAUAAUGGAUGUAGUUUGAUCAUUGUGAUUGUAAGAGCCUACAGCAUUCAGCCGUAUGUGUGAACAUCAGGAACAAGAACGCAGUAGAUGGGUCAUUCCUCUUAUGCAGCACAUUUCGCAAAAAAAAAAAAAAUCCCCUACAAAAAUGCAUGGUUGCAUUUCUAUUAAAGGAUAUGCUAGACUUUCUGAAAUGUGUUCUCGUAAAACUCAGGCACUUAAAAUGUAUGAAUUAUAACUUUAUGAUUUACACAAGAACAAAAAUCAGGAAAAAAGUUACAGGAUGAUAUGGAAUAUGGUGGAGAAAAAAAAAAAUGCGAUAUGAGGAAAAUGUAUAUUUCUAAGCUUUGCAUUCACGUGCAAAUGUUUUGCGUUCCCCCGUAAAAUAUGCCUUUUGCCUGCAAAAGUUUUGCAAUCUAGUUUUCACUCAAAAAUUGUGAGUUAAUUUCAUGAAUAAUUACAAUAAAUCAGCAUGUAAUUAAACAUUAAAUUAAACAUGAAUUAAAAUCGUGAAAAACUUGAAAUUUGGAAGUAGGAAGACUGAAAUAGUGUUUUCUUGUAAAAUGUACUCCAAUAAUCUUUGUUACAAUUACAGCUUAUUAUAUAUAUAAGUGUAAAAGGAUGUAUUGGCAUUUUUUGGAAUAUGUUGAUAUAAUGAUUUCUGUCAUUUCUGUAAAUUAUAAACAGGGUGGACUAUUCGAAAAUAAGACAAACCAACUAAUACCACAGAAAAUAAACAGUCAUCAUUGCUUACUGAUACUUUUAGCUGCACUAAUGUUUGUAUAGAUUUUUUUUUUAUGAAAAGCUUAUUUCCUAAGAUGUGUCCUAUAAUGAAUAAAUAAUAUAUGUAAAUGUUUCAUGGUAGGAUAUUACUGGAAAAGAAUGUACUGCGGCUUUAUGUGUUGGUAUGUACUGCACUCUUAAAGACGGUGAAGGGUUUUACAUAACAAAACACAGGGUCGGUGCCAAUGUAUCCUAAACGAAACUGGAUGAACGAUGUAACUGCCUAUUGAUAUAGGAGGAACGUUCAUACUUGAAGAAAAAUAAUAGUGUUUAGUCAUUAUAGUGUAGAUUAUCUUUGAUGUACCAAAGCAAUAUAUAAAUGAUCACAUGCAUAAUAUACCAUGAUUGUUCUUUUUCGGUGGUAUUGGCAAAAUUGUUGUGAACUGUUGUUAGCUGCUGAAAACCAGAUGGCUGGUUCAUUUGGUUCUUGCUGCCUUUGAUCUUGCUGGACAUUAUCGUUCAUGUCAGUUGUUUGUUUAUUUAUGUAUUUCAUUAAUUUAUUUUUUAAAAAAUGAAAAAUUGAAUAAAUGAUUGCUUUUA
Carassius gibelio (silver crucian carp) is the source of this 4213-nucleotide messenger RNA. RefSeq names its product rho-related BTB domain-containing protein 1-like. Gene Ontology annotation, molecular function: GTPase activity; ubiquitin protein ligase binding; GTP binding. Gene Ontology annotation, biological process: small GTPase-mediated signal transduction; proteasome-mediated ubiquitin-dependent protein catabolic process; regulation of proteolysis. The transcript has 10 exons. The coding region runs from base 288 to 2354 and encodes 688 amino acids. Lineage: Eukaryota; Metazoa; Chordata; Actinopteri; Cypriniformes; Cyprinidae. Gene Ontology annotation, cellular component: cytoplasm. The record is from RefSeq and is a predicted model, not a curated record.